AUGUUCAGUCGCAUCCGGAAGCGUCGCAACGAUCGCGUGCUACGUCUGUGCGCCGCGGGCCGAGCCUCAGGGCAGCUGCGGCUACAGGCGGCCGCCACAAACAGAGAGAGGCGUGUGUUUGAGCAGCGUGGGAGGGUGGUGUUUGCACCUGAGUUUGAACAGCUGCUCUGUAAACACUCACUCAGCCACAUCCAUUGUCCUGCGCAAAACGUUGACUGUGCCUUCCUGGUGCCCCACGGCAUCAUGGGAAAACCAGGUCAGCUGAUCCGGGGUCCUGGGGGUCAACACGACAAGGACCAGAGAUAG
Molecule: messenger RNA, 306 nt
Organism: Knipowitschia caucasica
Lineage: Eukaryota; Metazoa; Chordata; Actinopteri; Gobiiformes; Gobiidae
Source: the annotation of a GenBank genome assembly